Strongyloides ratti is the source of this 642-nucleotide messenger RNA. Its product is annotated as Peptidyl-prolyl cis-trans isomerase B. The record is from RefSeq and is a predicted model, not a curated record. Gene Ontology annotation, cellular component: intracellular membrane-bounded organelle. NCBI's taxonomy places the organism in Eukaryota, Metazoa, Nematoda, Chromadorea, Rhabditida, Strongyloididae. Bases 1 to 642 code for a protein of 213 amino acids. Gene Ontology annotation, molecular function: peptidyl-prolyl cis-trans isomerase activity. Gene Ontology annotation, biological process: protein folding; protein peptidyl-prolyl isomerization. The transcript is spliced from 3 exons.
AUGAGGUUAGAUAUGUCUAUUUAUCCUUUACUUUCUAUUUUUUUAAUUUUUUUGUCUUUAUUGGUUCCAGUAACUUAUUCAAAAGAAGAACAGAAACCAAAAGGGCCUAAAGUUACGGAUAAGGUUUUUUUUGACAUUAAAAUUGGUGAAGAAAAAGUAGGUAAAAUAGUAGUUGGAUUAUUUGGAAAAACUGUCCCUAAGACUGUUGCUAAUUUUGUUGAACUAGCAAAAAGAGAAAAAGGUGAAGGAUAUGUUGGAAGUACUUUCCAUCGUGUCAUCAAAGAUUUUAUGAUUCAAGGAGGUGAUUUCACAAAUGGAGACGGUACUGGAGGUCGUUCUAUUUAUGGAGAGAAGUUUGCUGAUGAAAACUUUAAAUUAAGACAUUAUGGACCAGGAUGGCUUUCUAUGGCUAAUGCCGGACCUGACACUAAUGGAUCACAAUUUUUUAUUACAACAGUUAAAACAAAAUGGCUCGAUGGUCGUCAUGUAGUAUUUGGUAAGGUUCUUGAAGGAAUGGAUGUCGUUAGAAAGAUUGAAAACACUAAAACACUUGCAGGUGAUAAACCUGAACUCCCUGUUGUUAUUGAAAGUUGUGGACAUAUUGUUGUUGAAACUCCAUUUUCAGUUGAAAAAGAUUUUUAA